AGAUUCAUGUAUUUCAUUACUUUUAAAACUGUGUAACCCUGCUCACGAGAUAGUCACCAAAUCCUUCUCCUCACUACCUCUUCAUUAUACCUCUGCGCUCAAGUAGAUCUUACUCGCACGACACGCGCCCGGGAGGCAUACUUUUGGACAUCAGACCGCCCUUCCUGUCAUCAUUUUUAAGUGCCUCGGUUCUCCGGGAUAAAUUUUUGGAGGUUUCAGUGCGGCUGUAAGUCGAGAAGGUUUUGAGAGCCAACCCAUUUGAGUUGCUCGCACACCAUUCUCUUGGCCAUUCACAUGACGAUCAAGAUUUGGAACUUCGGAUGAAUAGUGUUAAAAUUGCUUCUUCCCCAUGUUUUAAACUCUCUCUUCCUCCAUAACCCAGUUUCCUCUCUGCAAGCUUUAAGAUCUUAAUUUUCCAGAAUUGUAGCAGUUGUUUUUGCGCCGUAAGUACUCUGCGCAAGGACUAGAGAGUAGAGAGGUCUGCUUGCUUUUCUUCGUUAUUUUAAUCAUUCAAAUUUUCAAGCCUGAUGAAUUGAGGACCAGGUAUGAGAUAUUUUUCUAUAUAAAAGAAUUUAGUUUAAUAUAUUUUGCUUCUAAGAAUAUCAUAAAAUAAAAUAUAUGGAGGAAAAAUAUUUAAGUGUUACUACUUUUCAUGAAUUGAAGCCAGCAUAGUACAAGUUAUUGCCUAUUUUUCAUUAUUUAUAAUUUAAUAUUGUAUUUUAAUGUUAAAUAUUAGUAACAGGUUGAGGUUAUUGUGAAGUGUCUUUUACUGCUCUUUUUUCCCCUCUAGAGGAUAAAUAUAUUUUGUUUUUUUAGUAGAGUUUGUAUUGUAUUUUUAACCACAAGUUACCAUUAGAUUCUCAAUCACUCCAUACCAAAAAAAAAUACCUUUUUGUUUCCUUUUUUUUCUUAUAAAUAUACACUACUUGAAGGAAUACUGUAAUAAUACUCCAUUUUAUUUCAUUUUAGCAAUUUUCUCCAUGACAUGAAGUCUAUUAUAGGGCAAGUUCUUCAAAGUGUUCGUGAAAGGGUUCUUGAUCCAGUUUCUAAAAGAAUUAGUGAAAAAGCUUGUGAAAAAGUUCUUGGAGUUGUAGAAGAACACGUAGAUUGUCACAUAAACUUCCAAAAUUAUGUGGAUGAUCUUAAAAAAGGAGUGGGAGACUUAAAACGUAAAAGACGUGAUAAAGAAGCAGAAUUAAGAAUAGUGGAUCACUCAGAAAAAAUGGUCAAAGAAGAAGUGCAAGGAUGGCUUGAAGGUGCAGGGAAGGUCAUUGAUGUGCUAGAUAUUGAGGGAGAGGUUGAGAACGUUUCAUACCUGUCACAGGGUAGCCUUGGAAGACGUGUUCGUCAAAAGACGCAUGAGGUGAAAGAAAUUCACAAUCGAGGCAAUUUCACUGAAGGUCUUGUAAUUGAAAGGCCUCCAUCUAUUGGAAUCCCUUUGCCAACAGAGAAUAUGGUGGGCAAGCUUGAUGUGAAGGAAAAAAUUCGCGGAUACCUGAGGGGUAGUGAGGGAAUGAUUGGAGUUUGUGGAAUUGGUGGAAUUGGCAAAACUACUAUUAUGAAACACGUCCAUAAUGAAUUACUAAAUGAGGCUAACGGGUUUGCAAAGGUUAUCUGGGUCACAGUAUCACAUCCACUCAAUAUUGUAAGAUUACAAGGUGAUAUUGCAAGAAAAAUGAACAAAGGCCUUCGAGAAGAUGCAGAUGAAUUGGAGCGGGCAUCAAGAUUGAUGGAGAUUAUGAAAACAGUGAAAUAUGCAUUGAUCUUAGAUGAUGUGCGAGAUAAAUUUACUCUUACAAGAGUUGGAAUCCCAAAACCAACAAUGGAAAAUGGGUGCAAAAUUGUUAUUACUAGCAGAUCAGUUGAUGUGUGCAACUACUUGAGCUGUCAAAUAGUUAAUGUUCCACCUCUUUCAAAGGAAGAGUCUUUCAACUUGUUUUUAGAUGAGGUUGGGUCUGAUGUUCUACAAAUGCCGAAUUCAGAUGAGAUUGUGAAGCUUAUAGUGCAUAAAUGUGCUGGUUUACCGUCUGUCAUUGUUGGCAUUGCUAGCAGAAUGAGAGGAGUAACAGAUAUUUGUGAGUGGAGAAAUGCAUUACUUGAGUUGCCUCAAUAAUAGCAUGGGAGAAGAGGAAGGAAAUUAAAACAACUAUUGCAAUAGUCACUCUUCCAACACUAAGGAAACUGUGUUUGAAUUGUUUACCAUAAGAAUAUUCUCUUACCUUUCCUCAAUUGCUAGUACAAUAUAUUUUUAUUUAUUUUUCUUUUAUCUCUGUUUCCCGUCACUUGCGUUCCAUUCUCUAUGAUACUUCAUAAAUAAAAGCUUCUCCUUUUU
Messenger RNA from Rubroshorea leprosula, 2332 nucleotides. NCBI's taxonomy places the organism in Eukaryota, Viridiplantae, Streptophyta, Magnoliopsida, Malvales, Dipterocarpaceae. The record is from the annotation of a GenBank genome assembly.